CGUGCGCAGCGAUCAAGCGGGGUUGUCCUUCAGUAAUAGCCUGAGCUAUCCCGAUAGCCUUCACCUAAGCGAACCUAGGCGUACCUGGAACAACAGUAACGUUACGUUAAAAGGAAACUACACCGUUGUGGACCAUGGCGGCAAGGAUUUUGCCCGUAGUGAAAUUGGCCACUAAGUUGACCAUUGCAGGAGGAGCUCUGUACAUCGCCUGUGACUCUGGUCUGUUGGGAAGCAGUGAGCAGGGCUCAGAAGCCCUAAAGAAGGCCAAGGCUGCAAUACCCCCCGCCAUAGAGGAAUGGAUGAAGUACUUUGGCCUGGAGACUCAGCUUCCAACCAUACCUAAGGUUGAAUUCUCCCCGGUUCAGGCGUGGAACUCUGGGGUGCGGCAGUCAAUUUCAUCUCUUUCGGAGGCUCCAACAAACGCAACUAAAUACACAAAUCAGGGUUUGCAGUACCUGAAAGACCUCACCAAGUGAACAGGAACUCUCCGGACAGCCUGACAUUUAUCAAUCUUUUUGAGUUUUGCACUUAAAUAAUGACGUUACUUCUUCAGACAUUGUCCCUCCCAAGAAAGAAGAAACAGCCCAACAUGAAUGAAAACAGACAAAAAGAAGUUAUGUGAAAGUCAGCUGCAUGGAGGGCACUCUCUUGAAAGGGUACUGGGGUUCUCUAAAGGAUAUUGGCAUUGUAUUGUACAUAAUGCUAGGAAGCUAAAUUUAUUUUUAAAAACAUUUUCAUUUUUGUGUAUACCACCAUAUUUAAUUUUGCUCAGUAAUGUCUAAUAUACAGUAGUUAUUUUCCCCUUUGUUCUCUUAACUACCCAAAUGUUCUGAAGAGUCUGUCUGUCUGUCUGUCUUAUAUAUGCAGUUUCACCAUUUGUGACUAAACAAUACAUCCAUCUUGAAA
Anarrhichthys ocellatus (wolf-eel) is the source of this 906-nucleotide messenger RNA. It is a transcript of the gene micos13, whose product is annotated as mitochondrial contact site and cristae organizing system subunit 13. Gene Ontology annotation, biological process: cristae formation. The coding region runs from base 135 to 476 and encodes 113 amino acids. NCBI's taxonomy places the organism in Eukaryota, Metazoa, Chordata, Actinopteri, Perciformes, Anarhichadidae. Gene Ontology annotation, cellular component: mitochondrial crista junction; MICOS complex. The transcript is spliced from 4 exons. The record is from RefSeq and is a predicted model, not a curated record.